Sphenostylis stenocarpa is the source of this 363-nucleotide messenger RNA. NCBI's taxonomy places the organism in Eukaryota, Viridiplantae, Streptophyta, Magnoliopsida, Fabales, Fabaceae. The record is from the annotation of a GenBank genome assembly.
AUGGAACAAAAAGUGAUGAUUUUUAUGUUCUUGGUUUUCUUUGUUGUGUCACCCAUUUGUGCCCUACCUCGUGCACCUGCAUUGUACGUGUUUGGAGAUUCUUUGGUGGACGGUGGAAACAACAAUUUUCUCCCCACUUUUGCAAGGGCCAAUUUCUUACCUUAUGGGAUUGAUUUUCCCCAUGGUUCCACAGGAAGGUUCACCAAUGGAAAAACUUUUGCAGAUUUUAUAGCUGAAUAUCUUGGAUUGCCAUAUCCUCCUCCGUACCUUAGUCCCCGAAGUUUAAAUUCGUUAAUUGGAAUCAAUUAUGCAUCUGGUUCUUGUGGAAUUUUGCCAGAGACUGGAGCCAUGCUUGUAAGUUGA